UUGAUGAGAUCACAGCUGAUCAGAUGUUUGGAGGGUCCCUGGCACUUCGCUUGAACUGAAACUGGAGCGUCAAAAGAAUAAUUCCUUGGCAUGAAGGGCUUAGAUUAGAUGUAAAAGUUAAUAAGAUUAAAUAAAUGCCAUAAGAAAGAAUGUUCUAGCAACUAAAGUGAGGACACGUAGUGCAUUCUAUCAAUUAGGGGAUAAAGUGAGGAGUCAUUGAAGUGGUUUUCAGAAGAGUUUUACAGAAUGAGACUGGGUGAGAGGAAAGCGGUGCUGCUAGCUAUCAGUGAACACAUAGAAAUGGAGCUAUUCUCUUCAGAGGAGUGCUGUGUGGUGAAAAAGCAAGAGAAAAAGGAAGAAAACAACUUUGAGCGGAAAUACAGAUACCUGGAACAUCCUCUUGAACCUGACUGUGAGGAGAGUCUAGACCCAGAUUUCCAGAUCCAACCCAGGCAGCAGGCCCAUCUCAAAGCAAAGCCUUCUGCCCAGGAAGAGCCACAGUACUACCCUCACAUCCUGGAGUUAACAGAUGAAAUGGAGAUGGAGUCAUUUCCUCCCAUCAGAAUAUCAGAUAUUGAACUGGUGGAGAUACAUUCAGGUGAUUCUUCUGUCGUAACCCCGCAAUCACUCCGAAAAGCUAGUUCUAUAAAAUGGAAGAGACUGACUCCUCAGAAGACACAGCUGGAGGUAAAAGAUGUGAUCUGUUUAACCAGAAGACACUACAUGACUCAGUUAGAGAGACAAAGCUCUCCGGAGAACAGAGUGAGAACCACCCUCACAGCCUCGGGGCUGACUGCUCGCAUCACAAUCGACCACACAUGGUCAGCAAGUCAGGUGGAAGGUCGUCUGACGCUGCUGUUCUGGGACUGGUUUGUUAAAAAAGUGGGACAAAAGUUUUCGUUCACAUAUCUACAGUGUGUGCAGGGCUCUAAAGCAGUGUUUGUGCCUGACACCCCUGCUGAGGGAUGGACAGGGGAGCAGGUGCUCAGGAUAUCUGGACAGGGCCCUUUGUAUAUUCUCAGUCACCAGGACUACCCACAGGCAGAAUGUAAAAGUGAGACAUCUUUGCCAAACAGGACAUUUAGCUUCGAUGUUGGCAAAGAGAAUGACAAGCGGCUUGUGAAACAGAUCCACCACCGCAUCUGCAAAACUCCUGAGAGGUUGACGCUCAACCUGGACACCAUCCUAAAACUGUACAGACAGAGCAAGGAUCAAGAAGUAGAAACUCGCAUUCAGGUGAGGAGCGGGUUUGCUCUCCAGAGUGCUCUGAAAGCCAUGAGGAAGCCGGGCUUCAGCUGUAGGUGGACUCCUGUCAUCUCCUUCAGUGAAGAGUGGACUGACGGUCUUGUGGAUCCCAUCUGGGAAUUCUUCAGGUUGAGUCUUUUGGAGCUGCAGCAGAGCCAAGUGUUUGAGGGAUCUCCAGGCCGUCUUUUCUUCACCUAUGAUCUCACAGCACUUGAAGAUGGCAAAUAUUAUGAAGCCGGGGUUCUUAUUGGCUGGUCCUUGGCUCAAGGUGGCCCUGGACCUCACUGUCUACAUCCUGAACUUUACAAGUUGAUUUGUGGCCUAAAUCCAUCGCUGGAGGACUUUAACUGGAGAGAUGUUGUUGAUCCUGCUGUGCAAGCCAAACUACAAGAGCUGCAGAGCUGCAGUGAUGUGAAGCUGCUGUCCCCCGGUCUGUGUGAGUGGGUGUCCCAGUGUGGGAUUCCUGGAAUCUAUUCUGCUUGUUCCAUUGAAAUGCCAGCAAUAUACGCCUGUUUGGUGAAACAUUGCAUCUAUCAUAGGGUAGCCAGUAUGAUCUCCCAGUUCAUACAGGGGUUAAACAGCUGUGGUGGGCUGUGGGAACUGAUAAAGGCGCACUGGGAGAUGUUUCUGCCAGUGAUGACGAGCACACGGCAGCAGCAGCCUCUGACCCUAGAGGAGUUCAUGAAGCUCUUCAAUGUGAGUUUCAAUCACUCGGACCCAGAGCAAAGGGCUGCAGAGGAAGCCACGUUCUCACACUGGGAAACGGUCCUCAACUUGGUGAGAGAUGGAUUGACAGAUUUUUCCUUCGAAGACCUCCUCAUCUUCAUCACUGGAACUGAUCAUCUUCCUCCUCUAGGGUUUCCCAAGCUAAUCUCUUUGCGGUUCUACUCUCUGGACACUGCAGAUAUCCGAUUGCCCCACUCCUCUUUGGCCUCUCUGGAGCUCUUCCUACCAAGGGGAGUGGCUGGAACUGCCGACUUGCUGGCGCUUCUGAGCAGAGCGUUACGGAGGAGCCUGGGCUUCGUAGACUUGAAGCCAGAGGAAGACCAAGAGGAACACUUCUCAAAUGUUACUGACAUCCUGAUGUAGACUCUUAUGAGAAAACAUUUUGCUAUUUAAGUGAAAUUUUUAAGAUUUUUUUUUUCUUUAAAAUGUUAGACAUACAACUGCAGUAGAUAAUAGAUUGAUGCCUGUGCUUUACUUUUGCACGUUUUAAUUUCAUACCCUCAAAAAGUUAGAGUAUCAAUGUCUUAUCGCCAACUGUGAUGGCAUAAUUGUUUUUCACCACAAUUGGGGUUCAGAUUUGAAGGUCAAAAACUUAUGUCUCACUGAAUCAGUCAUUGUGAGCUGUUAGGCUGAAAACGUUGUUAUUGUUCUAAAUAAAUAUAGAGGUUUAAGAUGGUCUUUCAUUCACCUUUAUUUCUUGUUUAUUACAGGUGUAUAUGCAAAUGGCACAUUAUUUUUGUAAUUUACUUUUAUAAGUUUAAAAAAAUGAGCUUUUUGUUGUAGAGGAGGUUAACUUUCUUUUUUGUUACACUUUCUAUAAAUCUUUAUCAUCUGAUGACCCAAUCAAAUAUGUUUGAUAUAAUAGUCAUCCUAAUCUUUUACAAGACACUUCAAUAAUGGAAUGAAGGGUCUUUGCAUUCAAGCUGGUGUCGUAUUUUUUUCUGGUUUUCCUUUUUUCCCAGUGCCAUGUUUUUAUUCACAUUAUUUUUUAUUAAAAAAAUUGAAAUUUCAUUUUGAAAGUGGUGUAAAAUGAGUGUUAAUUUAUUUAAAUGUGGAAAUCUUGCAUGAUGAUGAAUGCUUGGUGUUUGAGUCAACUAAAGGUGAAAAUCUUUCUUACUAAAACAAUUUAUUACAUGAAGUUGAUUUCCUGAUGCAAUGUUAUUUAGUACUUUAACAUAUUUUUUAAGGCAAUUGAUGCCAUUUUCCUUGAUUUAAAGGUCAAGAUGUACAAAAGUUCCCUUUUGUAGGAAUACGUGUACAAUGCCAUCAACACACUGGAAUGCAGUUGUGGAAUACU
Messenger RNA from Oryzias latipes (Japanese medaka), 3268 nucleotides. RefSeq lists its product as uncharacterized. The record is from RefSeq and is a predicted model, not a curated record. Gene Ontology annotation, molecular function: ubiquitin-protein transferase activity. Lineage: Eukaryota; Metazoa; Chordata; Actinopteri; Beloniformes; Adrianichthyidae.